Molecule: messenger RNA, 2131 nt
Organism: Poecilia latipinna (sailfin molly)
Lineage: Eukaryota; Metazoa; Chordata; Actinopteri; Cyprinodontiformes; Poeciliidae
Product: collagen type IV alpha-3-binding protein-like
Exons: 7
Coding region: 33-710 (225 amino acids)
Biological process (GO): ER to Golgi ceramide transport
Molecular function (GO): lipid binding
Source: RefSeq, a predicted model, not a curated record
CUGUCGCUUGCCUUGUGUUGUAGGUGGAAGAGAUGGUGCAGAAUCACAUGACCUACUCGCUGCAGGAUGUCGGUGGAGACGCCAACUGGCAACUGGUUGUAGAAGAGGGAGAGAUGAAGGUUUACAGGAGAGAAGUGGAGGAAAAUGGGAUUGUGUUGGACCCUUUGAAGGCCACCCACUCUGUGAAGGGAGUCACAGGUCAUGAAGUCUGCCACUACUUUUGGGACACCAUGUACCGCAACGACUGGGAAACUACUAUUGAAAACUUCAAUGUGGUGGAGAGACUUUCAGACAACGCAGCAAUAAUCUACCAAACACACAAGCGUGUGUGGCCUGCAUCCCAGAGGGACGUGCUGUACCUUUCUGCCAUGAGGAAGAUUUUGGCCAACAACGAGAAUGACCCCGACACCUGGCUGGUGUGCAACUUCUCUGUGGAUCACGACGAGGCUCAGACGAGCAGCAGAUGUGUGCGUGCCAAAAUCAACAUCGCUAUGAUCUGUCAGACCCUGGUCAGUCCACCAGAGGGAGACAAAGAGAUCAGCAGGGACAACAUCCUGUGUAAAAUCACCUAUGUUGCCAAUGUGAAUCCGGGGGGCUGGGCUCCAGCCUCCGUACUCAGGGCCGUAGCUAAGAGGGAGUACCCCAAGUUCCUCAAGCGCUUCACUUCCUAUGUGCAAGAAAAAACCAGCGGCAAGCCCAUCUUAUUCUGAGACAUGCAGGAUCAAAAAAUGAGGUCAGAUCUACGGCAGAAGGACUGGAGGGACUCUAUUUCCAAACUCCAUCCCUCCAAGAAAAGACGUUAUUUUUCUUUUCUUUUUGUCCUGGUUUGUAGCUAAAACGUAGGGUGGGUGCAUGAUAGAUCAUAAGGCUCAAGAGAAGAGCACCACUAGUCUGGAAAAAAAAAAGAAUGUUUAUAAAUUGACUGGACAAGACGUGAUUACCAUUUUUUAAUAACAACACUGAGAAGACUCUCCACCCAUCAGAGUGAAGGGGAAACACUCUGCAGCUGCUUCCCCUGAUGUACCUAAAUGUUUGGAAACUCUGGAAAGAAGUUUAUAAAACAAACAAAACAAAGAAAAUCUUAGUUUUUAGACUGAAAUAAGUAACUAUUUUUGUGUGGAUAAUGUCAUGUUUUGAGUUGAUUAUUAUUAUUUUCCCCACAUCUCGGCUGUGUAAUCUCCAGAGGGCUUCCCGUUAGCGUGCGAGCCCGAUGAUAGAAGCUGUACGUUUCUCUAAUGAAACCACCCGACAUGCCGGUGUUUGAAGGAGGAACCAGGGAUUAUCACGACGCCUGCACAUUCACCAACUGUGAAUAACACCGUUCCAGUUUUGCUUUCUUCGCGACCACGCUUCGCUACGAAUGUAAAUAGUUGUCAUGGCUUCCGCCGACGGUUUGCAAAGCUUUGACUCGAGCCCAGAUGCCUUAGUGUCGCAGGAAGACGUAGAAGGUUGCUGAUAGAGGAAGUGCCUCUCGGGUGCGUUCGUUUUAUUCGACUCAAAUCUGGUCUUGCCGUGUUUUUGACUGAACAAAUGAACCCGGUGAGGAGUUACUCAUGUUGUCCACAGAACGAGCCAUAUUCCAAGCUCUAGAAUAAACGUGUCACAAUCAGUGUUAGUAUUUCUGGGAUUUGUUACAUGAAGGACUCCACUGGCACAAUUUGAACAGGUCAUUUAAAAAAAAUUAUUUGUACUGCAGCUUUUUCUUCUUGAUCAUGUGGAAGAAUGUUACGCUCUGUAACAUCAAGGCAAAUUAACAGAUUUCAAUUUUACUUAUUUUUAAUACUUUCUAUUCUUUCUCUGUACUGCAUUACCUUGUCUGUUCUGCUACUUUUUCCUACGUUUUCUUUCCCGGUUAUUCCUAAGCUUGUGAAUUCAGACAUUCUGUCUGAAAGACGCGAUGGAGGAGUUCGCUCGGCCUGCUGCUCGUUGGAAAAAUGCCAGGGUUAGGCCGUUUUAAUCUGAAAGCAAACAUUUUCCUGUAAAUUGAGUUUUCUGUGUUUUGGUCAAACUGAAUGUACUUUGACUUUUUGUAAAGUUGUUCAUACUAACGCUUUGGGAUCGGCCUGUAAAUGUACUGUACUGUGGCAUCUCUUCUGCCCUGUUUUGAAAGUGAAAUAAAUCCAUUUAUCCU